This is a messenger RNA of Camelina sativa (false flax), 1225 nucleotides long. NCBI's taxonomy places the organism in Eukaryota, Viridiplantae, Streptophyta, Magnoliopsida, Brassicales, Brassicaceae. The record is from RefSeq and is a predicted model, not a curated record.
UGAACGAGACACCAUAUCAGUUAAUGGCGGAAGUGUCAAAACAACAGAUAGCAACAAUGUUGCAUGUAUUCAAGCCAAAGACCGCACAAGUGGAAGGAUUGAGAUUGCUGCUUGUGUGAGGGUUGCAGAGGUUGCUCAAAUAAGAAUGAAGAGUGAGGGGAUCCCUUUCCACGUGAUAGAUCUAGCUGUUGGCGAUGAACUUGAACUUCCAAUAAAUUACUUUGACAGUUUAGGAAUUCAUUUUCUCGAAGCACAUGGAGUUACUACAUACAACGUUGAAACUAAUCAUCGUGAUGUUGUAUCUAUUAAGACUGUCAAUGACCAACCAAGUGCCUACAUUAAGGGAUUAAAACAUGGAAAAGCUCUCAUUCGGGUUUCCAUUGGCGGUAAUAUCAGGAAAUCAGACUACGUUUUGGUUUCAGUUGGGGCGCGUAUCUGUCCUCAAAACCCGGUCAUUCACACAGGAAAUUUCUUAAAUUUCAGCAUAGCAGGGGCAGAUCAUCAAAUCUCUGGUCAAUGGGUUACAUCAAACAGAAGUGUCCUAUCCGUCAAUGUGGCAUCUGGCCAAGCUAAAGGGAUCAGCCAAGGCUCAGCUCACGUUACAUUUGAAGGUCAUGGUUUGAAAUUGCAAACAAAAGUCACAGUGCUACUUGGAAACACAAUAUAUGUUGACUCUCCAAAAGAAACACUGACAAAUGUAGACGUCCCUGCUGAAGGGUAUAACUUUCCAGUAAAAUUCAGGGAGAACAAGUUUGCCGUCCCUGAGGCCAUGUUUAACUGCCAAGUAGACCCUCCGUUUAUAGGAUACGCAAAGCCACGGAUGGAUCUUGAUACUGGCAACACUUAUUGUCUUUUCUUCCCAUACUCACCAGAGCAUCUGGUUCACUCCAUGACUAUAGCAAAAGACAUGAAACCUCAUGUGUCCUUCUCCAUUAGUGCUUCACUCAAAGAAGCUCAUCAUGUUUCGGGAUCUGCAUCUGCACUUCUUAUUGGAGGGUUUUCUGUAACGGGGCCAAACAAGCUGAAUAUAGAUGCGAAUUCAAACACGACCAUCAUUUCAAUACUGGGGAACACCGAUGUUCAAAUUCACUGGCGUAACAAAGGUUGGCUAUCGAUCAGCUUGAUCAAAAGGGAAGAUUUUGGUAUCGCAGGGCAUGCACUAUACAAGGUAAUUUAUCACUUAAACCCUAUCUAUAAGUUCAGUAAUCUAAUCCACCCAUACUAG